Molecule: messenger RNA, 359 nt
Organism: Hyalella azteca
Lineage: Eukaryota; Metazoa; Arthropoda; Malacostraca; Amphipoda; Hyalellidae
Product: succinyl-CoA:3-ketoacid coenzyme A transferase 1, mitochondrial-like
Cellular component (GO): mitochondrion
Molecular function (GO): succinyl-CoA:3-oxo-acid CoA-transferase activity
Source: RefSeq, a predicted model, not a curated record
CCAGACCAGCGGACCAUCAAGUACACUUAGCAGUUGCUCAGCCGGUUUGCUUGAAAAUUGCGAAAACUCGGAUUAGCUACUACGUGCAAAGGGCAUGGGCUCAGAUCUGAAGCAGCAGUAAAGUUCCAAUAAAAACCUAAGAAGAAAGCUCAGAUUGUACGCUAUUCAGGCUCACUACAAUAAGCACUAGUUAACAAUGUUUUUGUCGAAAAAAGUCGUUAUUCCUCUCCAAUGUAGAAUCUUGAAAUGCAUCGGCCAGGCUGGGUUCUCCACAAGCUCCAGGAGAGACGUCAAGUUCUAUGAAGAUGCUGAGGAGGCCGUCAAGGAUAUCCCCGAUGGCUCCAAGCUCCUUGUUGGAG